AUGGAGGUGUUCAUCAACUGCAUACCUCAUCAUUGCACAGAGCGCGAUCUGAAGCGGUUCAUGCGCUCACCUCUUGCCGAAUUUGGCAUCGCCGACUUUGUAUGCGAGAAGUUCGGCAACAAGGCCUGCGCAAAGUUGGUAUUCCUAGACGCCGAGAAAGGCAAGCGCUUCAUCGCCAGGUAUGGCAAGUCUAACGGCCAGCGAAGACCUUUGGUUCAGCUCAACAUGAAUGGCCAUUACAUCAAUUGCGCAGUGUCGAGAAACCAGCCCGAGGAGUAUAUCCUGCGCAGUCUCAAGUCAAGAGCCACUCAAUCAGUCGCGUCAAGCCAGAUCGUUCCUGCCACUCGUUACGGAGCCAAUUCGAGUUUCGAGUUCUCCCAGCUGCGAUGUGGGGUGUGGUCUUUCAUCAAUGGCGAGCUUGUUUUUGUGCCGCACUUUGUCGACUCACGACGUGGCAGAGUCUUGUUUGGUCACCGUCAAUUAGCUCUCCUCUACGAGGACAGAGACAGCCUCGACAGCGAGUCUGCAUAUCGCAUCAGCAUCAAAUACAUCGAUGUCGACACAGCAACCACAGGAGACUACAAAUGUCCAACUGUGACUUUCACUNUGGAGAUCCCACCCGCCUUCUAUUCCACACCUUCGGUAGACCUCGCUGCAGCACUUGCAACUCUCAACAUGAUAGGCAUCAAUGGACUCAGGCUACCCCCCUUGAAGAACAAGAGGCGAAUCACGAGUAUCAACAAAGCUCAUUCCGACGUGGUCAGUACUUGUAUGGUGUAUCAGAUACAGCUCGCCGACUAUAGGCAGCUGGCUGAUGUCUACCAAUUUCUGAAGCAUAAUCGUCACCUGGCACCAGCUGCCAUCAAUCACUCAACUCCCACUGUGUACCCUUCUGUCAGCCUUGCAUCUUCCUUUAAACGUCUUGACACGACACUCUCGGAUGCGUCACCAUACAACACUUUGCCAUUUGAUGUCAAAUUCCAGCUGCUUCGUCUGGCCAGGAACGGCGCGCUCUCGCCCGAUCAAGUUGUUGCAAUUCUUCCCACGAUCACUUUACUGACGGCCAACCAUGACGGCCCCACCAUUGUCGAAUCUUUGAGACGUUUGUACCAGAGUCUCAAGCCGAUCGGGCCCCAUUCAGAAGCAGUAGACUAUUCAGUCAAGACAAUCGCCAACAAUCUGCUGGACUAUGCUCAGAAUUAUGACAACUCUCGGUUCCAGAACCCGUACGAGCUGAUGAAUCGCCAUGCUCAUAUCGUCCUUGUGCAUAGACUUACUGUCACGGUUGCCGGUGUCUAUCUGGAAGGACCAGAACCUGAAGUCAGCAAUCGUGUGCUAAGAGAGCACCAAGACCACUCGGAUCACUUUAUUCGAGUUACCUUCGCGGACGAGGAUGGCGAAGCUGUUCGCUAUGAUGGUCAAUGUGAUCAGAAAGAGGUAUACGCUCGGUUCAGGAACUUUAUGGACUCAACAUACUCGAUUGCAGGAAGAGGAUUCUCUUUCUUGGGAUUCUCGCAUUCAAGUCUUCGCUCCCGGACUUGUUGGUUCAUGGCUCCUUUCGAAUUCAGGGGAACUUCGCUGAAUGCUUCACAACUGAUCAGAACUCUGGGACAUUUUGGUUCCAUCCGCACCCCAGCCCGAUGUGCGGCGCGUAUCGGACAAGCUUUCACCGAUACUACUGGUACUGUAGAAGUGGAGGCUGCGAUGCAGACGAGGAUGCCCGAUUUUGAACGCAAUGGUCGAUGUUUUAGCGAUGGUUGUGGUACCAUUUCGCUUGGACUUCUCCAGCAGGUUUGGCGUAUGUAUGGAUCGAGACGUAAUCUCAAGCCUGUCAUCCUUCAGAUCAGAUUUGCUGGUGCCAAGGGAGUGGUGUCGUUGGAUUCUCGUCUGAUUGAGGAUCAAUUCAACAUCAGACCUUCUAUGGAAAAGUUCACAGGCUCCAAAUCGAUCACGCUCGAAGUCUGCGGUGCCGCAUGGCGACCAUAUCCUAUGGUCCUUAACCGCCAGUUCAUCAAAAUCCUCGAAGAUUUGCUUGUUCCUCUCGAAUCUUUCAUUACAUUGCAAGAUGAGGCAGUGGAGAAAUCGAGGAUGAUGACUACUAAUACCUUCAACGCUUCGUUGCUUCUCAAUGACACACAGACGAGCAAGGCUGCAAGACUGCCAAGCUUUCUCGAAAUGCUGGCCGAUAUUGGUCUUGAGUAUCACGACGACUCAUUCCUCCGUGGAGUUGUUGAGAUGGCUGUGAUCACAAAGUUGCGCGAGAUCAAGUACAGAGGUCGCAUACCUGUCAAAAAUGGAGUCACUCUCUACGGCAUCAUGGAUGAGACUGGAUAUCUCAAGGAAGGCCAGAUCUAUGCCGUCAAUCAAAGCUCGCCGGAUGAACCCAGAAAGGUUAUCACAAAAGACAAAGUCAUUAUCACACGCUCUCCAGCACUCCAUCCCGGCGACAUCCGAAUCGUGGAGGCCGUCGAUGUACCUGAAGACUCGCCUCUAAAAUAUCUUCGCAAUUGUGUCGUGUUCAGUCAACACGGCAACCGUGAUCUCUCGAGUCAGCUUUCGGGUGGUGAUCUUGAUGGUGAUCUUUACAAUGUCAUCUACGAGCCCACUUUGAUGCCUCAGAGAGACAUCGCGGCCCCUGCGGACUAUCCUCGCGUGCCUGGUCUGGAGCUCAACCGUGAGGUUACAAUCCAAGACAUGAGCUCUUUCUUCGUUCAAUUUAUGGAAUCUGAUCAACUAGGUCACAUCUGCACACGUCAUCUCCAGAUGGCAGACCAGAAGCCAAUGGGUGUGUUCGAUGCCGGCUGUAUUGAGCUUGCAAGUAUGGCUUCCACAGCUGUCGACUUCUCCAAAACUGGUAUAGCGGUGAGCAUGGAUAGAGCUCCACGCGCCCAGCCCGCCAAACCUGAUUUCAUGGCUCCCAGCCCACGUGUCAUCAUCGAGGCUGGUGGAUAUGCAAGUCUCGAAGACGUAGCCCAGAACGAAGAAGAAGAUGAAACCGAUCCUAUCGGUGAUCUGGACGACCUCCGCCCAGCCCGUUACUACAGAAGCGAGAAGGCGCUUGGUCACCUUUACCGUAGCAUCGACGAACAGGAGUUCUUGAAGACUCUACAAGAGGCUACACAGAGUCUGCCUGGCCGAGAUGAUACUGUUCUCUCGACGCUUUGGGCAUACAUUCAGCAGUACACUAAAGUUAUUCAGUGGGAACAUCAUCUGGACUUGGCCAGACAAAUCAGAGAUGGAUACGAGCAGACUUUGCUCCAGUCCCUCUACCAAUUCGCCUCCUCACCACGCCACCCCCUAACCGAGACCGAAAUCUUCUCCGGCACCAUUCUCGGCCGUGAUGGCGGCAAACAAUCCAGACGCGUCCGUGAAACCACCCAAGCCAUGCGCGAACAACUCGAAGGAGUCCUGACCUUCACCAUCUCUCGUAUCAUCGAUGGCGACUACGACGACAACGAUCGCAAUGAAGAAGCUCUGCCUAGAGCCAUCGCUUGUCUUGCUAUUGGCAUGAACGAACAGCCUAUGGGAGACAAGAAGGUUGGAGAGCUUCAGAGUUGGAAAUACAUUGCUGCUGGAGUGUGCUUGAGGGAGAUUAAGAGAUGGUUCGCUGUUGAUAUGGGAAGACAUGCCUUGCCGCGUGUUCGUCGCUCAUAA
This is a messenger RNA of Aureobasidium musti, 3654 nucleotides long. Lineage: Eukaryota; Fungi; Ascomycota; Dothideomycetes; Dothideales; Saccotheciaceae. The record is from the annotation of a GenBank genome assembly.